AAAAAAAUAUAGAAAAAUAAACAAAAGUAUAGAAAAUUUUCAGAAAGUAACAUAUUUCUGCAAUAAAAAAAUACUUUUCAGCUCCAAAAACAAGUAAUAAAAAAAGAAAAUUAUAAAAAUGACGCUGUUGGAGAACUACGAGCAGCAAUAUGCAGCAUUAAUUGCAGAAAUCACCAGUCAAAUUGGUAGAUUGACCCUAACAAAUGAACGUAGAGAAUUGUGUGCAAAAAUCGAUGCCAGCUUAACAGAAGCCCAAGAACUGUUGGAGCAAAUGGGUCUAGAGAUCAGAGACCUUAAUCCAGCACAAAGAACAACAGCAACUAAUAAAUUAAAUUGUGCCCAAGUAGAAUUGAAGCGUUUGCAAACGGAAUACUCAAAAGCAAAAGAUGCGGGUAAGAAGAAACACACAACCUUAGACCUGCAAGCAGCUGGAGACUAUGAUGACUAUGAGGAUGUGGCCAUAAGUAAUGAUCAGAGACAAAGACUGUUGGAAAAUUCCGAAACUAUAGAAAGAACUGGUAAUCGCCUGCAGGAAGGAUAUCGUGUGAUCGUCGAAACCGAAACAUUGGGCGCACAGGUUUUAAGUGAUUUGCAUCAUCAACGUGAGACUAUACAGAAUGCACGAGGACGUUUAAGAGAAACUAAUGCUGAGUUGGGACGUGCAUCAAGAACUUUAAAUACUAUGUUAUUAAGGGCUUUAAGAGAAAAGGCCGUCUUGUAUGUGGUGGGUGGAUUUUUUGUUAUUGGUGUAGUUAUAAGUUUAUAUUUUACAUUUACUUCGUCUUCGGCUACGUCUUAAAGCAUACUGGACAAUGGAAGUAUCAUGUACAUUAAUUGUAUUGUUGAAAUUAUACAUUUUAUAUUAUUUUGUUAGAAAUUAGUAAAAAAAAAUAUUCAUUCCACGUAAAUUAAUUUUAAAAUAUAUAACUAUAAAUAUUUAAAUAUACCUACUAAUGUUAUUCAUUGAUACUAACCGUAUAUAGGUACAUAUAGUGUGAAGAGAAAAGUAUGUGUUAAAUUAAAUUGCUUUAUAAACUAAUAUAUUAAUUAAAAUUUUCAUUUA
Lucilia cuprina (Australian sheep blowfly) is the source of this 1063-nucleotide messenger RNA. RefSeq names its product vesicle transport through interaction with t-SNAREs homolog 1A (gene Vti1a). Lineage: Eukaryota; Metazoa; Arthropoda; Insecta; Diptera; Calliphoridae. The record is from RefSeq and is a predicted model, not a curated record. The transcript has a single exon. Gene Ontology annotation, molecular function: SNARE binding; SNAP receptor activity. Gene Ontology annotation, biological process: retrograde transport, endosome to Golgi; macroautophagy; Golgi to vacuole transport. Bases 119 to 799 code for a protein of 226 amino acids. Gene Ontology annotation, cellular component: late endosome membrane; ER to Golgi transport vesicle membrane; SNARE complex.